This is a messenger RNA of Cydia splendana, 562 nucleotides long. RefSeq names its product 14 kDa phosphohistidine phosphatase-like. Lineage: Eukaryota; Metazoa; Arthropoda; Insecta; Lepidoptera; Tortricidae. Bases 22 to 498 code for a protein of 158 amino acids. Gene Ontology annotation, biological process: peptidyl-histidine dephosphorylation. The record is from RefSeq and is a predicted model, not a curated record. Gene Ontology annotation, molecular function: protein histidine phosphatase activity. The transcript has 3 exons. Gene Ontology annotation, cellular component: cytosol.
UCUUGUCUUCAGUAUUCACGAAUGAAGAUUCCUUUGCAUUAUUUAACAAAAUUUAAGACUCCCUUUCUCCUUUCUAACCAGAUCAAACUAUUUACGUCCGCAGAGCCGAAACCACUAAGACCAGCCAGAAGUAUGUCAACCGCAUCGUUAGAAGCCGUACCAAAGGUGGACAUAGAUCCUUCUGGUGUAUUUAAAUACAUUUUGGUCAAAGUGUAUGAUAAAGCAGAAAACAAUCAAGAGCCUUCUAUCACAAUCGUAAGAGGCUACCAAAGGUGCAACUACCAUUCGGAUAUCUAUGAUGAGGUCCAAGAAAAGCUUCAACCACUAGAUUGUAAACCUUUGGGAGGAGGCAGGAUAUCCCAUGAGCCUGAUAAUAAGAAGAUUCAUAUUUAUGGCUACUCGCAAGGCUAUGGCAAAGCAGACCAUGAAGAAACUGCAAAACUGAUCAAGAAUGCUUACCCUUCAUACAACAUUACAAUUAGUGAUGAAGGGUAUUAGGGCAUGAACCCUGUUACUUGUAUUGUUUGUUACAUUUAUUUAAUAAAAGUCUCUCAAAUCUCAA